AGAAAAGGUGAGAAAAUAUCCUCUCUCUCUCUCUCUCCUACAGGUUUGGAUAAAACCCACGCACAACGCAAAAGCAGAGCAAAGUCUCACAUAGAGAGAGAGAGAGAGGGUUGUUUCCUUACAGAGAGGGAAAUCAUGGGAAAAGGGGCUGGCUCUGGUUUUUUAUAUUAGAGAAAGUUCGAGUCUUUUGAGGUUUUAGAAGGUGGAAGAGUGUGAGGUAUACAGUGUAAAGAUAAAUAUAGCAACUUCACGAGCUGCUUCUCUGCCACCCUUCCUUCUUUCUGUUGUUUAUAUUCUUAAAAAGAAUACACACAACCCCAUUUAGCUUGGUGUCCACUUAUUCAUCUACCUUCGAUUUCUCUGGAUCAGGACUUCCUCUGAUGAUGAUGAUAAUGUGAAAGAUUGUCUAGAGCUUUUUAUUUUGGUGGGUUUUCGUUUUUUUUCUUGUUAGUGGAGAUUGAGAAUACAGAGAAUGGAUCGAUCGGCGGUCACCGUUGGUUCAAGUAUGGAUAUGCGGAUUAUGCAUGAUAGUGGUCGUUACGAGCUGGUUCGAGAUAUUGGGUCUGGGAAUUUCGGGGUGGCAAAGUUGAUGAGAGACAAGCAGACCAACGAGCUUGUUGCUGUCAAGUAUAUCGAGAGAGGUGAGAAGAUAGAUGAAAAUGUACAAAGGGAAAUUAUUAACCACAGGUCACUGAGGCAUCCUAACAUCGUUAGAUUCAAAGAGGUCAUAUUAAAUCCAACACACCUUGCUAUUGUGAUGGAGUAUGCAUCUGGUGGAGAACUUUUUGAGCGGAUUUGCAAUGCAGGACGCUUCAGUGAGGAUGAGGCUCGAUUCUUCUUCCAACAACUUAUAUCAGGAGUUAGCUACUGUCACGCAAUGCAAGUAUGCCACCGUGAUUUAAAAUUGGAGAACACAUUGUUGGAUGGAAGCCCAGCACCUCGUUUGAAGAUUUGUGACUUUGGUUACUCUAAGUCAUCAGUUCUCCAUUCACAACCAAAAUCUACUGUUGGAACUCCUGCAUACAUUGCACCUGAAGUGUUACUUAAGAAGGAAUAUGAUGGCAAGAUUGCAGAUGUAUGGUCUUGUGGGGUAACUUUAUAUGUAAUGUUGGUGGGAGCAUAUCCGUUUGAGGACCCUGAUGAGCCUAAGAAUUUUCGGAAGACAAUACAUCGAAUUCUGAAAGUCCAGUACUCGAUUCCUGACUAUGUUCAAAUAUCUCCGGAGUGCCAGCAUCUAAUCUCUAGAAUAUUUGUGGCUGACCCUGGAAAGAGGAUAAGCAUUCCUGAGAUUAGGAAUCAUGAGUGGUUUCUAAAGAAUCUUCCAGCAGAUCUCAUGAAUGAAAAUGCAAUGAACAGCCAGUUUGAAGAGCCUGAUCAGCCCAUGCAGAGUAUUGAUGAAAUCAUGCAGAUAAUAUCUGAAGCCACCAUCCCAGCAGCUGGUGCCCGUAGUCUCAAUCAAUAUCUGGCGGGAAGCCUGGAAAUGGAUGAUGAAAUGCAGGAUCUAGAGACUGAUCCUGAACUUGACAUGGAUAGUAGUGGAGAGAUAGUAUAUGCUAUGUGAAUGACUCAGAAUCAAUCUACGACAAUCCUAUAGUUAGGAAUUUGUGAUGUGUGGCCGAGAAUCAAUGUACAAGAAUCCUGUCAUCCAUCACCGCUUGUGGAAUGCAUCUACUCUUUUGUGAUAUGGUUGCCACUUCAUAGUGGCACAUAUAGACUGUAGUGCACCCUCUCUGUUACAUGGUAAUGUAAUAAAAGACGAGUCUUGAUCUUGAGCUUUAA
Messenger RNA from Manihot esculenta (cassava), 1779 nucleotides. RefSeq names its product serine/threonine-protein kinase SRK2E. Gene Ontology annotation, cellular component: nucleus. NCBI's taxonomy places the organism in Eukaryota, Viridiplantae, Streptophyta, Magnoliopsida, Malpighiales, Euphorbiaceae. Gene Ontology annotation, biological process: intracellular signal transduction; protein phosphorylation. Gene Ontology annotation, molecular function: protein serine/threonine kinase activity; ATP binding. The transcript has 9 exons. The record is from RefSeq and is a predicted model, not a curated record. Bases 473 to 1561 code for a protein of 362 amino acids.